AUGAAUGUGCUCUCUUGGAAUAUCAGAGGCAUUAGUUCUGCUAUGCCUCUUCUUUUCCAUUGCUGCAGUACAUACAGAUCGAGCUUUCUCGGUAUUUUGGAGCCUAAGACUCAUUUCUCUGGUAUUUUGAGUUCUUAUUGGCGCUCUUUCAACUUCUCUCCUGUUCAUCAGAAUGAUCGUGGGAGGCGUUCGUCUAACAUCUGGUUUUUUGCUGAUCAUUCUUUAUCUCCAGAUGUGCUUUUCUCCUCUGACCAGGUGGUGGUAAUUAGGUGUGUGAUUAUGGGGAUUGAUACUACUUUGGCCUUUACUCAUGCUUCUUGCAAUUACAUUGAGCGGCGCCAACUCUGGCUAGAUAUUAAGCCCUUUAUUGCGGGCUCCUUUCUUAUGAUUGGCGACUUCAAUUCGAUUUUGGGCGCCCAUGGACGUAGAGGUCGCCGUGUUCCUGCUUCUACUCCUUGUAGCGAGUUCCAUACUUUCAUAGAGAAUCAUGAUUUGAUUCAGCCGGAGUCUUCUGGUCCUUUUUUCACUUGGACUGACCGCCGGCGAUUCCCUUCUCCGAUUGAGUCUAUUCUUGAUAGAGUUCUUUUCUCUCAGAAUUUCUCGGACAUCUGGUUUUUUUCUUCUAUUCUGGUUCUUCCUCGGCUUGGCUCUGACCACUCUUCUAUCAUGUUGAGAUGCCAGGACACGGCCUCUGCCCCUGUAUGCCGCCGUUUCCGCUUUCUGAAUAUGUGGUGCUCUCAUGAGGAUUUUUUGGAUCAGGUUAGGGCUUCUUGGAAUAUUCCUAUUGAUAGUCUGUGCCCACUGGUUAGAGUGAUGAAGAAGCUGAAGCGUCUUCGUUCUGUUCUCAAAGCCUGGAACAGGGAUACUUUUGGGAAUUACAAUAUUGCUUUGGUUGAGCUGCAGCAGGAUUUGGGCUCCCUUCAAGAAGGGAUUGAUGCGCAUGGUUACACCUCUGAUUUCUUUGAUCAGGAGGUUGCUUUGCAAGCUUGGAUUGGCACGAUUCUCAUGCAUAAAUCCGAUCACCUGAGACAGCAAAGUCGGAUCUCUUGGCUCUCUGAUGAUGAUAGGAAUACCCGUUUUUUCCAUUCUAUGGUUAAAUGGCGUAGAUCCGAUCAAUCCAUUAAGAAGCUCAGCAUUGACGGCGUCAUUUUGGAGGACACGGAUACUAUGACUGCUCAUGUGGUUGACUUUUAUGAGACUCUUUUCUCUGAGCCUGUUUCUGGGUUAGUGGAUAGAUCCUGGAUUUCGAACUACAUUCCCGGUUCUGUUUCUUCGGCUCAUUCUGCUUUGCUCACGGCCCCUUCUUCGGCUGAAGAUAUUCGUUUGGUAGCCUUCUCCAUGGAUAGGGAUAGUGCGCUUGGCCCAGAUGGUUUUAAUGAGGCCUUCUUUCAGCAUUCUUAG
This is a messenger RNA of Salvia miltiorrhiza (redroot sage), 1401 nucleotides long. RefSeq lists its product as uncharacterized. The record is from RefSeq and is a predicted model, not a curated record. Bases 1 to 1401 code for a protein of 466 amino acids. The transcript has a single exon. Lineage: Eukaryota; Viridiplantae; Streptophyta; Magnoliopsida; Lamiales; Lamiaceae.